AUGGCUGUCAUGGAAGACAUUUUGCUGCUUUUUCCCAGUAUAACUUCUCUACUGGGCACAGUUUUGAUCCUGCUUGUCAUCCAUCUAACCUUCACCAGCUUUGCUUCGGAGAAAAAUUGCCCUCCAGGUCCCACUCCACUCCCGCUGGUUGGCAAUUUGCUACAGCUGGGUCGUAAGCUGCCUCACAUCGCACUCUAUGAGCUGUAUAAGAAGCAUGGACCAAUAUUCACUGUCCAUUUGGGGCCCAAAAAGGCAGUGGUGCUGGCAGGUUACAAGACAAUCAAGCAAGCUCUGGUCAAUGUUGAUGCCUUUUCAGAAAAAGAAACUCUUCCAAUUAUUAAAGACUUAAAAUUAACACAUGGAAUUAUUUUUGCCAAUGGAGAUUCAUGGAAGGAGAUGAGGCAUUUUACACUAACAGCCUUAAAAGACUUUGGAAUGGGAAAGACAGCAGCUGAAGAAAAAAUUAUAGAGGAAACUGAACGCCUGAUUGAAGUAUUUCAAGAAAAAGAAGGCAAAGCCUUUGACACUGCUGAAGUUGUAAACCAUGCUGUGUGCAAUAUCAUCUGUUCGAUUGUUUACGGUAAGAGAUUUGAAUAUGAUGACCCAGAGUUCACAGCGAUGGUGGGUCGAGCUACGAGGAAUACUCAACUCUUGGGUUGUGCUUCAGUAGAGUUAUACAAUUACUUUCCAAGGCUGUUCUAUUGGGUUAAAACCCGCAAGGAACUGAUGGAGAGUGCCUUUGCUAAUAGGAGACAGCUGGCAGCAGUGGUCAAAGGUUUACAGGACACCCUUGAUCCACAGAUGUGCAGAGGUUUGGUGGAUUCAUUUCUCACUCGCAAGAUUCAGCUUGAGGCAUCUGGAAAUAUGAAUUCUCACUAUCACGAAGACAACCUACUGAUUACUGUUGUCAACUUAUUCACUGCUGGCACAGAAACUACAUCUACUACAUUAAGAUGUGGCUUACUGCUCAUGGCCAAGUAUCCAGAAAUACAAGACAAAGUUCAGGAGGAACUGGCCAGGGUAGUAGGAAAUCGUCAGGUUCAAGCGGGAGACAGAAGGAUCCUGCCGUACACUGAGGCUGUCAUCCAUGAAAUACAGAGACUGAGUAAUAUUGUACCCAUAAUUGUACACUGCACUUCCCAAGAUGUCAUCUUCCAGUCUUACUUCAUCAAGAAGGGAACCCCGGUGAUUCUUCUACUUUCAUCAGCCCUUUUAGAUGAGAAUGAAUGGGAAAAGAGUUCCUCUUUUAAUCCAGCCCAUUUCCUAGAUGAGAGAGGGAAUUUUAGAAGGAGAGAGGCUUUUCUACCAUUCUCUACAGGUCCAAGGGCUUGUGUAGGAGAGAGCCUGGCCAAGAUGGAGCUUUUCCUUUUCUUUGCCUCCCUCCUCCAGCGCUGUCGAUUCACUCCCCCACCUGGAAUGACUGAGGAUGACCUAGAUCUGACACUAGAUGCAGGCUUCAUCCUCACCCCUGUACCUCAUAAGCUCUGUGCCACCAGCAGAGUUUGAAGAUUAAUAGUGUGCAAAAAACAUUUGUCUAUAAUCAUUGUUGUUGUUAUACAUUGAUGGUUUUCACAAACAUCAAGCUGUAUGACUUUGAUCUGCUUAUUUUUGUGGAAUGGUGUUAUCAUUGUUAAAGUUUUAACCCUGAUUCAAACCCACUUUGAUUUUCGUUUCUCUUGAAUCCAGGAUGAAUUCUGUAAAUUUUGUGGGUUAAAAGUCACUGUAAUCUCAAACAUGUUUUGGCGAUAAAUCAAGUAUUCAGUGAUCAAAGGCAUUUAUAUUAUU
This is a messenger RNA of Archocentrus centrarchus (flier cichlid), 1785 nucleotides long. Its product is annotated as cytochrome P450 2K1-like. Gene Ontology annotation, cellular component: intracellular membrane-bounded organelle; cytoplasm. Bases 1 to 1506 code for a protein of 501 amino acids. Gene Ontology annotation, molecular function: iron ion binding; heme binding; oxidoreductase activity, acting on paired donors, with incorporation or reduction of molecular oxygen, reduced flavin or flavoprotein as one donor, and incorporation of one atom of oxygen. The record is from RefSeq and is a predicted model, not a curated record. The transcript is spliced from 9 exons. NCBI's taxonomy places the organism in Eukaryota, Metazoa, Chordata, Actinopteri, Cichliformes, Cichlidae. Gene Ontology annotation, biological process: xenobiotic metabolic process.